This is a messenger RNA of Striga asiatica, 1996 nucleotides long. The record is from the annotation of a GenBank genome assembly. Lineage: Eukaryota; Viridiplantae; Streptophyta; Magnoliopsida; Lamiales; Orobanchaceae.
GUCCUUUGUCUUCUCCAUUCUUUCUGCAAUUUAAACAAUUUAUUCCCAGCUUAUGCAUGGCGUGGCAAACUCAUAAUAAUGGCGGGAGGAGAAUCAGGGAGGCCCUUCUGGUAUACACCAACAUGGGUCAUCGCCAUUGUUUGUUUUAUCAUUGUUUUCAUCUCACUUAUUGCUGAGCGUGCUCUUCAUAAUCUUGGGAAGUGCUUUAAGAGGAAGAACCAGGAUUCACUGUAUGAGGCACUGGAAAAAGUAAAGGAAGAGCUGAUGCUUUUGGGAUUUAUCUCCCUUCUAAUGACGGUCUUUCAAGUUGUGUAUGUGUUCUUUUGUGCCUCAACCAUGGUUCUUGGAGGAAUCAAGGCGGCAUUUUUCAAGCAAUUUUAUGGAUCAGUGACUAGGUCUGACUAUAUAGCCCUACGUUCUGGAUUCAUACGUGAACAUUGCCCGAGCAACCCAAACUACAAUUUCCACAGGUAUAUGCUGAGGACACUGGAGGAAGAUUUCAGAAGGAUUAUAGGUGUAAGCUGGUACUUGUGGCUGUUUGUUGUAAUCUUCUUGCUUGUAAACAUCGCAGGGUGGCAUACAUACUUUUGGCUAUCAUUCUUACCUCUAAUACUGCUGCUAAUUGUUGGAGCUAAAUUAGAGUAUAUAAUAACUCAAUUAGCCAAAGAAGCUCAAGAAAGUGCUGAAGGAACACUGGUUAGGCCUUCUGAUGAACUUUUUUGGUUCCAACAGCCGGUUCUCGUCCUAUACUUGAUUCACUUCAUCUUAUUCCAAAACUCGUUCGAAAUAGCAUUCUUCUUGUGGAUUUGGAGCACGUAUGGCUUUGAAUCUUGCAUCAUGGAGAAGUUGAAUUUCAUCAUCCCAAGAAUUGUUGUUGGGAUCAUUGUGCAAGUGCUCUGCAGUUACAGCACUCUGCCUCUAUAUGCUUUAGUUUCACAGAUGAGCAGCAUGUUCAAAGAAACUUUGUUCGCACAAUUCACAAAAGAGCUGCUUCGGACAUGGGCUUCAGACACAAAGCACGGUUCUUCCAGAACUAAUGGAAGUAUAAAUAGGCUGACCUUUGAAUCAACUAAUUCCACUUGCCUCGCUCAGCAAAUGGCUAUGGACAGUGCAACUACAUCAUCUGAGAUCGAACUUUCUCGUCCAGAAAAUAUUAGUAGACCAUCUUCCUUCAACAAGUACUAAAUAAUUCAACAUAUUUUUUAUUCUUCAGCUCCUGACAUGGCAUAAGGUAAAAUAUAGAACUUUCCUUGUCACAGACUAUGAGAUACUGAAAAAAAGAUGGUAUUAUUUCUAACAGAAAUUACAAAUAGAAAGCAUUCAGUUUUUUUUUGGACAAACAUUUACAUCAAGAGAAUGAAGAGAUCUAAACCAACAUGAAAGCUACAAACAAGACAAUAAAUUGAAAAAACUAGGAUUAAUGUUUGUAUAUAAGUUUAUCCCAUUCAAAAAUCUCUACUGUGCAAUGGUGGAGUCUUGCCCCUUGGACUCUGCUUUAAGUUUGUUCAAAGUUCUCUUUGUGUAGACUCCAAAAGCAACUAUAGUGACUAUUGCAAAGAUGAAGGAGAUGGCAUUGUAAAUAAUCUCCACUGGAGUCAUCACAUGGUUCCCGUACUUGACAUCUGCUAAUGUCCUCAACAGCCUCCCACUGCAUAGAACCAAAAGAAGGCUUCUGGUAUCAUCCCUACUACUGAUCCACAUAAAUAAGGCCAGAAUCUCACACUUGUUACAACAAUUGCAUAAUUGAAGAUGGGGUAUGGAAAUGGUGAAUUCCGAAACAGUGCAACAACUUUAAACUGAUGGAACCAACUUCCUUCCCCAGCCAAUCUGAUCAUAGCAGCCUUUUGAGGCCAUCUCUUCAGCCAUUGCUGCUAGCCACAUUGAGGGGCCGGAAGGAAUCAGAACCACAGGGAAUAAAGCCAAUGAAGCAACAAGCACAAGAGCGAGCACUGGAGGACCAAAUGCCGUGGCUUCUAAUCGCAAGAUUGGAAAAAGA